AAAAUCAAAUUUAAUAAUCGAAACAUGUAAGAAAAAAAUCAACUGCAAAUGCAAUGUUUCAAAAGAUCGUAGCAUAAAGCCAAAGCAGGUUUUAGACUGAUUCAGCGAACUGAAAAAAAUCUAAAUCUUAUGCGUCACAACUAUCUACAAUUAAAACUGUUUAAAACUAUGUCACAUAGUCAAAAACUACAUUAGACUUCAAGAAAACCAACAAGUAUAUAGAUAUACUAAUUAUCAAAAACAAUAAUUCAUUAUAGCGACAACAAAUGACGUUAUGUACGGUCAGCAUCAAAAGAUUUUAUGAACAAAAGGUGCGGACUGUUUUAUAACAUUAUACGAAAUACCAGGACAAAAAAUUUGUGGAAGGACUUUGAGAGGCCUUUGCUCAAAAGUGGAACACAAUAAGCUAGAUAAAAAAAUUGUUAGAUUUACAGAAGGUAAGAUGAGAAGAAGAAAGUCCCGACAAAAGAAACUGCUUACAAAUCGGUUAACCGAUUUAGAGCUACGGUACCAGACAUAUUGUUGCACGGACAGACCCUCAUAGCGCUCAAACUUAACAUCCUCUUACAAAAGAGCUCAUGAAAUGUCUAGACCGAUUUUGGUAGAGCAUGUCUAAAAAUUAUCGUAAGAAAACCCUCUUUUAAAAAAAACCGUAUCUAAAUCGGUACUCCCGUUUAAAAGCUCCUGUGCCACAGACACAGUGAUCAAAAUUUUUACUUAUACUUAAAAUGCCUGUUCUUUUGGGACGUCGGGGUUUAAAAUACAUAUCAAUAAGAUACAAGUAGAUACAGCUAUCAUUUUUUUAACCUUUCUUACAUUGUAUCAUCAUUGCAAUAAACAAAAUUGUUGCAAUUUCUUUUGUUCUCUUAAUUCUGACUGGAUUAUACACUUUUCAUGCUGACUGUACUAUUUAGUACAGCCAUGAAGAAAAUCGGUUAACAUAAUUCAAGAGCGACUAUUCAAGAAUUGUAGGAAUUUGGUGUUUAGUAUGUUUAAAAUAUACGUUUUAUUUGUCAAUCGCAAAAUAUAGAGCGGUGUGUAAAAAUAAGGGGAGAACUUUGCCCAGCAGUGGGAUCUGACACCUGCUAUAUAAGAAUAAAAAUAGGAGCAACAUUCAUGACAAUAAUAGAAUUGUUUAGAACAUUUCUUAGCGUUAAUGAUGUUGAUGUUAACGGUACUUACAUGGUACAUUUGGUACUCGAAAAUUACAGGUUGACUUCAAGAUGGCGCCCGAGCUGUCAAUACCGACUUCCUGCAUUCUUUGCGCCCUCGCUCGACCGCCCGAAUUAGGGUUCCGUGGUAAAAUUAUAGUUCAUAGUGUGAAACCGAAAAGAUUUUUUUGAGUUACAGUUACACAGUUUUCAAGGGUCAUUCGUUAGUUAUAGGGUUUCAUAUUUUUUAGAUCCUUUAUAAAAUUACCUCCAGAAACAUCUUAAGUGAAUUGCAGAUUUUUUGCAAAUGAAAAACAUGGUUAAAAUGUUAAAUAGUUGGUAAACAGACUUGUACUAGACUACUACGACGUUUCGGGGGUUCGAUCCCAGCGUAGGACAAGCGUUUGUGUGAUCAAUGCUUGUCCUGAGCCUGGGUGCCUUUGCCCACGCCAUGUGUCAAGUCACAUACUUGAAUUUGGGGGUUUACGUUAAACGUUAAAAACCAUAGCGAGGGAUUAAGAUGAAAAAAAAUGAUUGGAGCUGGAAAAUCCAUACCUAAAAUUAUCCUGGAAUUCUAGCAUUUUUUUUCUGAAUAUUUGAAAUACAACCUUUCUUUGUUUUAAAAAGUAAUUGCAAAGCUUUUCUGUAUAAAUAAGUGUGUCCUUAACUAAAACGUGACUAGAACAACAUAUUUUAAUGUCAUCAAGUUUCUUGAAAACAGUUUAUGUAAAGUUGCAAUGUUUGUUAUUUAUUGCGUGUAUGUUAUUUUAAAACCGCUUUUCUUUAAUAUUUACUUCAUUUCUUCGAGGCAAGUCUAACAAAAAAUGAUAUUUCAAUAAUAAAAUUGGGUAUUUGACAAAAUAAAGUAAUAAGUCUGUCAUUAGUAUUUCUAAAAUAACAUCAAAUAGGUGUUUUUUCUAGAAACAAAGUUAUGAUGAUUCAGUUCAUUGAAAUUUCACGUGACGUCACUCAUCAGUACCCUUUCUACCCACAAGGGAUGUUAAUCGUGGCUACUUCUAUAAAAUCCACCAUCCUAGAUGCAUUUUACUUUAAGUAACCAGGAAAAACGCACUAUCACCCUAAAAUGAUAGAACUAUUAAUAGCUUUAGAGCGCAAUGGAAUUUCUCCCUGUUUAUGAAACAUAUAACAUAUAACUGCUGUGUUUCUGAUAUUGUAAAUAUUACAGCCUUCCUCAAUAAAUGGACUAUUUAACACCGUCAGUAUUUUCAAAUCGAACUAGUAACUCUUUUAAUUAGCACAUUCAAACAAACAAACACAAUAAUUGUACAUAUUAUUAUAAAUUUAAAUAUCUUUCUGGAACUUCAUUCUACAGUAAAGUAAUCGAAUCCAGAAUACUAUUUAAUUACCUACAUACCAAACAGACAACUUUAAAACAAAAAAACCCAAAAUCAAAAAAUAAGCUCAAAAAAUACUUACGGAACCCGUCCGUAUUCAAAAAGCGAGUUGACCUAUUAUAUUUUUUUCUUAUUGAACAUCUUGCCGCUUGCUCUAUAUGGCGGAGUAUAAAUAGGUUCGGAUCGAGAUCAGAGGCAUCAGUAGCCAUCCACAGCAUCCCAAGAUCAAGAUGAGAGUUCUGAUUGUAUCCACCCUCUUCGCCGUUGCGGCAGCUGCGCCAUCCGGGCUCUUCGCACCAGCGGUGGUCCCAGUCCUCAAAACAAUCCUGGUACCAGAAGCCAUCCCCACCAUCUCUCCCGGAGACAUCCAGGCAGCCGCCAUCGAUGCUCAAGUCAAGGCUAUUGACGACCAGGUCAAGGCACAAGACGCCGCUCAAGCCGCCGCUGACCAGGCAAGGGACUUGGCUGACCAAGCCAACGAGAACAACAACGAGAAAGCUAUAACCGAAGCUUCUGCUGUUACCGAACAGAAUCUGGACGCUUACUGGUCUGCCGAGGACAAGAAAUGGCAAGCAGUUGAUGCUUUGAAAACAGCUGAAGCUCAGAUCGAUGGUGCUGUUGCCAGCAAUGCUCCUUUAUUCGCUAAGGCAGCUGUCAAAGGCGCUCUUCCUUACAUCUCUGCUGUUGGUCCCGUCACACCCAUCGUAGCUCCCAUUCCUCCAGUCAUCUACUCGCCAUACGUUGCUCCCUACAGCAGCGCGUCCAGUCAAACUAUUGUCAACCAGGAAGCUCAGACUGAGACUAAGGCUGAGAAUUCCGAGGCUGCAGUCAAGACCGCUGAGCCAGCGAAGCCAGCUGAAGAAGAGAAGCCAGUUGAGAAUGCCGAGAGCGCUGAAAGCCCGAAAGCUGAGAGUCCUGCUUUGAAAGCUGUUGAGAACUUGAGCGCUAAGCCUGCGCUGGUCGCUCAGCCCCUGAUCUCUGCCCCUCUGGGUCUCUACCGGUACGACGUGGCCGUGCCAGCUGUCGCCCACGUCGUUGGACAGCCGAUCUUCAAGUAUGCCCCGGCGGUCCAUCCUGGCGUCCUCACUCCUACUUUUGUCAAGACUGUGUGGUAAAUAGUUUGAAGGUGGAAUUAAAUUUUAAUUUGACGACUA
Trichoplusia ni (cabbage looper) is the source of this 3660-nucleotide messenger RNA. It is a transcript of the gene CPH3, whose product is annotated as pupal cuticle protein PCP52-like. The transcript has 2 exons. The record is from RefSeq and is a predicted model, not a curated record. The coding region runs from base 2737 to 3621 and encodes 294 amino acids. NCBI's taxonomy places the organism in Eukaryota, Metazoa, Arthropoda, Insecta, Lepidoptera, Noctuidae.